This is a messenger RNA of Lolium rigidum, 747 nucleotides long. RefSeq lists its product as uncharacterized. Lineage: Eukaryota; Viridiplantae; Streptophyta; Magnoliopsida; Poales; Poaceae. The coding region runs from base 1 to 747 and encodes 248 amino acids. The transcript is spliced from 5 exons. The record is from RefSeq and is a predicted model, not a curated record.
AUGAGCUUUCUUGCGGGGCGCCUCGCCGCUCAGGAGGGCGCAUACUUCCUCCAGGAGUCCAAGCUCGCCGCCGGCCGCCUCGCGCAGAAGCUCCCCGCGUCCAAGCUUGAGCCCCGGCCGGCGUCCCCGCCGCCGUCGCCCGACGUGCUGCCUGAGAUCCUCCGCCACUCGAUUCCCAUCAGGCCGACGCCGCCUCCGUCCGACCCCUCGCUCUAUGGGUCCACCCGCUGGGCCCUCCCACCGGGCGGCGCCGAGGCUGUCGGCGUGUCCCCCGACGUGCUCAACCCGCUCAGCUCGUACGUCUCGCUGCCGCAGGCCACCUUCGGCCCCAAAAGAUGGCAACUUCCAAAUGAACAGACUUACUUCUCGUCAUCAACCGCCAAUGAGCGCCGGCGUGAUAUGCAUCCUCCUCCCAUGGACCCUGAGAAGUUGAAGGCUGUAAUUGCUGGAUACUCGCAGGUUGGAAAAGCGUUUCUUGCUGGGACUAUAUUGGUGUUUGGAGGAGCGACAGCUGUGCUGCUGUACACGGCGAAUAAACUACAGUUGCAUUCAAUAGAAGAUGUCAGAGCUAAAGGAAAAGAUGCAGCGCAACCACACGCUGAUAGGAUUAAAGAACAAAUAGCUCCACUAAGGAAAUGGGCUGAAGACACAUCCCGAAAAUGGCAUUACGAAGGCGAGUCCAAGGAGAAGUCUGUCCUUGUAAGAGAGCUUUCCAGAGCACUUGGUGCUAAGACGCGGCCGAAUUGA